Molecule: messenger RNA, 618 nt
Organism: Budorcas taxicolor (takin)
Lineage: Eukaryota; Metazoa; Chordata; Mammalia; Artiodactyla; Bovidae
Gene: FGF17
Product: fibroblast growth factor 17
Exons: 5
Coding region: 1-618 (205 amino acids)
Biological process (GO): regulation of cell migration; cell differentiation; positive regulation of protein phosphorylation
Cellular component (GO): cytoplasm
Molecular function (GO): type 1 fibroblast growth factor receptor binding; growth factor activity; type 2 fibroblast growth factor receptor binding
Source: RefSeq, a predicted model, not a curated record
AUGGGAGCCGCCCGCUUGCUGCCCAACCUCACACUGUGCCUGCAGCUGCUGAUUCUCUGCUGUCAAACUCAGUACGUGAGGGACCAGGGCGCCAUGACUGACCAGCUGAGCCGGCGGCAGAUCCGUGAGUACCAGCUCUACAGCCGGACCAGCGGCAAGCACGUGCAGGUCACCGGGCGUCGCAUCUCCGCCACCGCCGAGGACGGCAACAAGUUUGCCAAGCUCAUAGUGGAGACGGACACAUUCGGAAGCCGGGUGCGCAUCAAGGGGGCUGAGAGUGAGAAAUACAUCUGUAUGAAUAAGAGGGGCAAGCUCAUCGGAAAGCCCAGCGGGAAGAGCAAAGACUGCGUGUUCACCGAGAUUGUGCUGGAGAACAAUUACACGGCCUUCCAGAAUGCCCGGCACGAGGGCUGGUUCAUGGCCUUCACACGGCAGGGCCGGCCCCGUCAGGCCUCCCGCAGCCGCCAGAACCAGCGAGAAGCUCACUUCAUCAAGCGCCUCUACCAGGGCCAGCUGCCUUUCCCCAACCACGCCGAGAGGCAGAAACAGUUCGAGUUCGUGGGCUCGGCCCCCACCCGCCGGACCAAGCGCACGCGGAGGCCACAGCCCCUGACGUAG